GAUGGCUUCUUCCUCCCAACAAAGAUGGCAGCUCCCUUAACCCUGCUUUUAAUUGUAGCUGUAACCAUAAGAGCAGUAUUAUUUAGAUCAAGUUUAGCUGAGCUAAUACCAGAAAGAGUUGAGGUAGUAUCUCCACUAAAUGCCUGGAAAAGAGUUGUGGAAGGCCUGGCUCUCCUGGACCUGGGAGUAUCGCCAUAUGCAGGGGAUGUGUUCCAUGAGACUCCCCUCAUUAUAUACUUAUUUCACUUUGUUAUUGAUUAUGCAGAGAUUGUGUUUAUGAUAGCAGAUGCACUCACUGCGGUGGCGCUAUACCUAGCAGUGAAGGGCUACAACAAAACUGUGUUCAGGAAACAGAAGUACACCCUGGAGGCUGAACGCUAUCCUCUGGACUGCCUGGAGCUCAUCCACACCCCCAAAGAGAUGUACUACAUCCCUCUGAAAGUGGCCAUGUUUUACUUGUUGAACCCUUUCACUAUCCUCUCCUGUGUGGCAAAGUCAACCUGCGGGCUUAACAAUGCAGUCACCGCACUCUUCAUUCUCUGUACAGUAAAAGGAAGUGCCUUGAUGAGUGCGAUAUUCUUGGCCUUGGCGACAUACCAGUCAAUCUACCCCCUCACACUAUUUGCCCCAGCACUGCUAUACCUACUACAGAGAUUGUACAUCCCAGUGAACUGGCAAAGAUCCAGCUUCUGGCUCUUCACAAUGCAGUAUGCCUUCAUGUACCUGGGCAGCCUGUGGGUCAUGGUCUGUUUGUCCUUCUUCCUGCUCAGCUCCUGGGACUUCCUGUCUUCCGUCUACGGAUUCAUCCUCUGCGUUCCAGACCUCACCCCCAACAUAGGCCUCUUCUGGUACUUCUUUGCCGAGAUGUUUGAGCACUUCCGCCUCUUCUUCAUCUGCGUCUUUCAGAUCAACGUGUUCUUCUACACCAUUCCACUCUCCAUCAAGCUAAAGGAGCACCCGUUUUUUCUGAUCUUCAUGCAGAUUGCCGUCAUCUCCAUCUUCAAGUCCUACCCCACCGUGGGCGACAUCGCCCUCUACAUGGCCUUCCUGCCCGCCUGGAACCACCUAUACAGAUUCUUGAGAAAUAUAUUUCUGGUGUCAGUUGUGUUGUUGGCUUGCUCUGCCCUGUUCCCCGUCCUCUGGCACCUCUGGAUCUACGCUGGCAGCGCCAACUCCAACUUCUACUACGCCAUCACGCUGCUCUUCAACGUGGCACAGAUCUUGCUGGUGUCGGACUACUUCUAUGCGUACCUGCGGCGAGAGCACCACCUGACCCAUGGCCUGUACCUGAAGAGGAAAGAUGGCAGCGAGGCCACUCUGGUUCUCAAGUAGACGACAGAAACUCUCACACACACUCGUGCGCACACACACAGGCAGGGAUGGGACAUUGGGUGACAGACCCCUGCCUGACUGACAGUGACUCUGAACAUUACCCCACCCUCUGAAUUCUUAUUUCUGAGGUCUUACUUUUAAGCAAACAUCCCACCGACCCAACCAACCAACCCCCUGCUCCCCCAUAGACCAAAGCCUUAGUGUUUCUGAAGGUCCUUCUGGUGCAGAAAUGAAGGAUGGAGUAGUCAUGGAGGUGAAGAGGCUGGGAUGGAAGAUGGGUGCCUUUUUGCUCUUUCCAUGCUCUGUCGCUCCAGUGAGUAGGCGACAAAUCUUGUUGUGUCGGGUAGUUGAUGGUGUUACUGGUCCUGUUCUUUUGCUUUAUUUGGUCCUCGUUUUUUCCUGGAUUUCCUUUCUUAUGCUUUUAGGAAUCGCUGUCACUCUCAUUGAAAACAAGCAGAUGACUUGAGCAGAUGACUUGAGCAGAUGUGAGCCUUUGGGGACUUGGGAGCACACACAAACCAGACAGUUCUGCAUUUAGGCUGUUUGCCAGCAGAGGGUGUUGGUUGAACAUGAAAACCACAGUGGCUUGUCAGUCAGUCUGUCUGUCUGCCAAUCUAGUGUUUACUGGAAGAAACAGCCUCCACAUCUGGGUCGUGUUCAUUAGGGCACGCAACUGAAAAUGUGUAAUAAAAAAAGAAUGUGCAUUUCUUAUUGUCCAAGUAGUUCUCCUCUGUUCCAGUAUGUUGUCUUCUGUUUGGUGCCUAAUGAACACAACCCUUUAUUUUGUGUUUUACUAAUACACUAAACACUUUGUCCUACAAUAACUGUCUGUACAAAAUGUUGGUAAGUUGGUACUCUUCACUCAAUGGAUAUCUGAUGGGCCUAACUACUGCAUUGUCACUAUUUGCAAGACUAGGAAAAAUAUAUUGGGGAUUAGACACCCGUUUACUGGAGUGUCUUCUCUGAGAAAAAUGUAGUCUGAUAACUCUGUACCCUGUGAAAAUUAGAUAUGAUCUAGAUUCCUCACUGUCUGAACUCUCGUGAUGCACUCUGCUUGUUGAAUGUGAUCUGCGUCCAGCUUGAAUAUUCAUGCAUGCCCUUUUUAUUUGUACGUAUACAGUAUUUAUUUAUUGACAGCACUAAUUUUGUUCUACAUUUUUUGCUUAGAUAAUUUGCUAAAUGGAGGAGUACUUUAGUUGUUUUGAUAUGUUCAUGUUUUUUUUUUACAUGAUAUUGAAGACCAGGGUGAUUUUUAAAACGGAUCAUGUUCUAUUUGCUGAAUGAGUGGAUAUGAAUGAUGACUACAGCUGUUUGUCUAUGGCUGAAUCCCAAAUCACCCCUUUCCCCUCACUCCUUGGCUCUCCAUUUGCGUUUUCAAGCGCACCUGCGCCAUUUGCACAAGUGUCCCAAAGCUGAGGGAGUGAAAAUGAUUGAGGGUGUAGGGACUAAUUCGACCCUUUGCCACUUCGACCAAGGCUUCAGAGCGAAGUGAUAUCCCGACAUGCACUGUGAUAUGUUUGGAAUUUGUGCAAUUUUCAUACAAAAUAAUGGAGAGGCGUGACUAAUUAUAUUCCACGUGCAUUUGUUUGUCUGAUUUCGUGACUUGACACAUAUAACCGAUGAAAUACCUCCCAAAUAAAACAUUUAGCUGUUACUGAGGUUUAAAUUAUAAAACGACAUGGGGCAUUUGUUCAUUUGAAUUUCAUGCUUGUUUUAUUAUUUAAAAGUGGAACAUGAAUUGCAUCACUCAAGUCAGGAGUGUGUCCCGAAGUUGAUGGGUUUAUUGAUCCCCUCGCCACUCUGGAAGUCACCCUCAGUUUCGUCAGCAACAUGUGACAACGGAGGGCCCUCCGAGCGAGUUGGUGGGGUGAGGGGGUGGUUUGGGAUUUACCGUACAGUGCAUUCGGAAAGUAUUCAGACCCCUUGACUUGUUCAACAUUUUGUUACAUUACAGCCUUAUUCUACAUAAGUAUUCAGAUCCUUUGCUAUGAGACUAGCAUGAAAAUAUAAAAGCCUCUGACCCACUUUUUUGACCUAGACUUUGGUUCACAGAUUUUAAGCCAUACAUACUAUAGUUCAUGCUUGCCAAACCAUCUUAUGCGAAUAAGUGAGUCUUUGGUAUUUACUGUGACAAGAGUCUUUCAAAUCUGACACUGAUGUUCAGGCACCCAAAAAAUCUGAGGGGGCACAAAGUACAUGAGGAUGGCUAUGACCCAGUCCGAAAGUUGGAUAACACUUUAUUUGGAUAGUCCAGUAACAUUUAAACUAAUUAUCUACUAACCCUAAACUUAACCCUUAUUUUAAACCUAGCCUUAACCAUAGCAAGCAGUUGCUUAUCAACAGAUACACUGAACAAAAAUAUAAACGCAACACGUAAAGUGUUGGUCCCAUGUUUCAUGAGCUGAAAUAAAGAGUCCCAGUAAUUUUCCAAAUGCUUAUUACUCUCAUUUUGUGCACAAAUUUGUUUAUAGCUGUUAGUGAGCAUUUCUCCUUUGACAAGAUAAUUCAUCCACC
Coregonus clupeaformis (lake whitefish) is the source of this 3846-nucleotide messenger RNA. RefSeq names its product phosphatidylinositol glycan anchor biosynthesis class U protein. Bases 25 to 1332 code for a protein of 435 amino acids. Gene Ontology annotation, biological process: protein localization to cell surface; attachment of GPI anchor to protein. Gene Ontology annotation, cellular component: membrane; GPI-anchor transamidase complex. The transcript is spliced from 12 exons. NCBI's taxonomy places the organism in Eukaryota, Metazoa, Chordata, Actinopteri, Salmoniformes, Salmonidae. The record is from RefSeq and is a predicted model, not a curated record.